UGCGCAGGCGCUGUGUGAAACGAGGACGAAACAGGAAGACGUGUGAAUGUAUGCUCCGUUUAUAACGUGCUUGGGAUGAAUAUAUUUCUGGGUAAUUGUGGAAAAGCCUGUAGUUUUUUGACAGUUUUUGUUGUGGCACUUGCCGCUGUUUUUCAAUAUCUGGAGAAUUCAGAGACAGACGAGAUCCCAAGAAUGGAUCUGCAUGCAAUGGCAGAGAAAUACCGGCAGAAGAACAGAACGUGUUUUAUUCUCGGCGCUUCUGGUGAGAGUGGGAAAAUGCUACUGAAAGAAUUAGUUGAGCGCAAACUCUUCUCCAAGAUCACACUCAUUGGACGAAGGCUGUUAACCUUUGAGGAUAAAACCUAUGAAAAUCUGGAGCAAAAGGUGGUUGAUUUCGAAAAGCUGGAGGAGUAUGAAGAGGCUUUUCGGGGUCAUGAUGUGGGAUACUGCUGUCUAGGUACCACCAAAGCCAAAGCAGGAGCUGAAGGAUUUGUGCGGGUAGAUCACGACUACGUUCUCAAGGCAGCAGAACUUGCCAAAGCAGGAGGUUGCUCUCAUUUUCACCUCGAAUCCUCCAAAGGUGCUGACAAAACCAGCAGCUUUCUCUACCUGAAAACUAAGGGGCAAGUUGAAGCGGAAGUCGAGGAGCUCGGCUUUGAGCGCCUCUCCAUUUAUCGACCAGCGGUGCUAUUGGUGGACCGACAAGAGAGCAGGCCAGCGGAGUGGAUGGCCCGGAAAUUUCUUGGUCCAUUCUCCUCUGUUUUUCCUACUGCAAUGUCCAUUCCCUUAACAUCAGUGGUCAGAGCAAUGGUUGCCAACACACUUAAAGAUGCUGAAAAUAAAGUGGAAAUCCUUGAAAAUAAGUCCAUAUACAAUCUUGGGAAAACUGAAUGAAAAUGUACGAUAUUAUCAUUGAUUUUCAAGAAGUGCAAUUAUAGCAUGGUAUGAUUUCUUGAUAAACCAAAAUAUUGUUUUAAUACCAUUUACAGAGACUUGAGCUAUUAACAUGUACAGUUGAAGUCAGAAGUUUACAUUCACCGCCAAAUACAUUUAAACUCAGUUUUUCACAAUUUCUGACAUUUAACUUUAGAAACAUUCCCCGUCUUAGGUCAGUUAGGAUCAUACUUUAUUUUAAGAAUGUGAAAUGCCAGAAUAAUGGAAGAGAGAUUAUCUAUUUCAGAUUUUAUUGGUUUCAUCACAUUCCCAGUGUGUCAGACAUUUACAUAAACUUUGUUAGUAUUUUGUAGUAUUGCCUUUAAAUUGUUUAACUUGUGUCAAAUAUUUUGGGUAGCCUUCCACAAGCUUCUCACAAUAAGUUGCUGGAAUUUUGGCCCAUUCCUCCAGACAGAACUGUUGAAACUGAGUCACGUUUGUAGGCCUCCUUGCCCGCACACGCUUUUUCAGUUCUGCCCACAAAUAUUCUAUUUGAUUGAGGUCAGGGCUUUGUGAUGGCCACUCCAAUACCUUGACUCGGUUGUCCUUAAGCCGUUUUGCCACAACUUUGGAGGUAUUCUUGGGGUCAUUGUCCAUUUGGAAAACCCAUUUGUGAUGAGCUUUAACUUCCUGGCUGAUGUCUUGAAAUGUUGCUUCAAUAUAUCCACAUCAUUUUCCUUACUCAUGAUGCCAUUUAUUUUGUGAAGAGCACCAGUCCCUCCUGCAGCAAAGCACCCAACAACAUGAUGUUGUACCCUAAUGUUUCAUGGUUAGGAUGGUGUUUUUCAAGCCUCACCCUUUUUCCUCCAAACAUGACAGUGGUCAUUAUGGCCAAACGGUUACAUUUUUGUUACCGUUUUGUCAUUUUGUUGGUUACAUUUCUCCAAAAAGUAAGAUAUUUGUCCCCAUGAGCACUUGCGAACUGUAGUCUGACUUUUUUAUGGCGGUUUUGGAGCAGUUUCUCCUUUCUUGUUGAGCAGCCUUCCAGGUUAUGGCGGUAUAGGACUCAUUUUAAUGUGGAUAUUGAUACUUGUCUACCUGUUUCCUCCAGAAUCUUCACAUGGUCCUUUGCUGUUGUUCUGGGGUUGAUUUGCACUUUUCUCACCAAACUACAUUCAUCUCUAGGUGACAGAAUGUGUCUCCUUCCUGAGUGGUUUGAUGGCUGUGUGCACCCAUGGUGUUUAUACUUGCGUACUAUCAUUUGUACAAAUGAACGGGGUACCUUCAGGCAUUUGAAAGUUGCUCCCAAGGAUGAACCAGAAUUGUGGAGGCUUGUCUGAUUUCUUUUGAUUUUCCCAUGAUGUCUAGCAAAGAGGCACUGAGUUUGAAGGUAGGCUUUAAAAUACAUCCACAGGUACACCUCCAGUUCAGUACACCUCCUAUCAGAAGCUAAUUGUCUAAAGGCUUAACAUCAUUUUCUGCUUAAGAAAACAAGCUGCUUAAAAGCACAGUUAACAGUGUAUGUAAACUUCUGACCCACUGGUGUUUGUGAUAUAGUCAAUUAAAAGUGAAACAAUCUGUCUGUAAACAAUUGUUGUAAAAAUUGCUUGUGUCAUGCACAAAGUAAAUGUCUUAGACGUCUUGCCAAAACUAAUAUUAAUAUUAAAUCUGUGAAGUGGUUAACAUUUAUUUUAAUGACUUCAACCUAAGUAUGUGUAAACCUCUGACUUCAACUGUACAUUGUUAAUAACAAAUCCUUUGUAUUACAUAAGGGAGUGUUUCUAUAUCCUCCACAUUGGACUCUAAUGCCUUUUUUUUGGUUACUGUAUGUGAAUCAGGGAAAGAUUAAUUCCAUACUCACUGUUGUGUGUACAGUGAUAUUAAUUUGUGUUUAACUAUGUAAUAUGUAUUUACUUAUAUACCCUGCAGGGUGUCAUGCUGUCAUGACUGAUUGUAAUAGUAAACAAAUAGGUUAUAUGGAAAAAAUAUUAAAUAUCAAACUGGUUUCUGGUCAAAAUAAUUAUUAUCAGUCUUUAUUUCUGUUUAAUAAUCUGGCAACAAAUUACUGAGUGAUUACAUGCUUAUGGGUAGGUAGUUCUGUGCUAACGUUUUCACUUCAGAAAUGAAACGGUUAAAGGCUGAAGUUCACUUCAGAUUUGACUUCAAUUUAGUUACAACCCCAAUUCUGAAAAAGUUGGGACAGUAUGAAAAAUGCUAAUAAAACAAAAAGGAGUGAUUUGUAAAUUAUAUUCACCCUUUGCUAUGUUGAAAGCACUACAACUACAUAUUAAAUUGUUUUACCUUGUGAAUUUAAUUGUUUUUUUGAAAAUGUACAGUCAUUUCAAAUCAGAUGAUUGUAGCAUGCUCCAAAAACAUUGAGACGGGACAAUUUAAGACUAAUUACAAUUUGAUGAGUUAAAAUAACAAGGCGAUGUGAAACAGAUGUUAAACAGGUGAGGCAAUCAUGUCAUAGUAUAUAAGGAGCCUCCAAAAACAGCCUAAUCCUUCAAGAGCAAGGAUCAUUCGAGACUUGUCAAUUUGCCAACAGAUGCUUCAACAAAUAAUCCAGCACUUUGAGAAAAAUGUUCACCAAAGUCAAAUUGGAAGGAUUUUGGUCAUUUCACCCUCUACUGUGCACAAUAUAGUUAAAAGAUUCAAGGAAUAUUAUCAAAGCUUGGUGUGUAAAGGGCAAGACGAAAACCUCUUCUGAAUGCGCAUGAUCUCUGAUCCCUCAGACAUCUUAAAAACAUCAUUCAUCUGUAAUGGAUAUCAUGAAUAUGGGAUUGGGAUUACUUAAGUAAACUUUUAUUAGUCAACACCACUCGCCGCUGCAGCCACAGAUGCAAGUUAAGACUUUACUAUGCAAAGCAGAAGCCAUACAUCAACACUGACCAGAAGUGCUGCUGACUUCUCUGGGCUCGGUCUCAUCUUAGAUGGAAAGUAGAACAGUGGAACUUUUGGUACAAAAAAAAAAAAAACACAUUUCAAAAUGUUGAAAAGUGUCAAAAAUCCAAAAGCAAGUAUGGCAUGGGUAACUUGCACAUCUGUGAGAACACCAUGAAUGAAGACAAACAUGUACAAAUUUUGGAUCCAUCCAGCACCAUCUUUUCCAGGGACGUCCCUGGAAACCUCAAACCACAUACUGCCCAGAUUUCAAGUGUAGAGAGUGUGGGUGCUAGAUUGGCCUGCCUGCAGUCAUGACCAUCUCCAAUUGAGAAUGUGUGGCGCAUUAUGAAGCACACCAUACAGCAAUGAAGACCAGCUAAAGACCUACAUAAUGGAUAAAUGGGGGAAAAUUCCACUUUCUAAACUUGACAAACUUGUGUCUUCAGUGCCUAAAAUGCUUAAUGUGCUAGAAGAAAUGAUGAGGUUUCACAAUGGUAAAUACUCAACUGUCCCAACUUUUUGGGGCAUGUUGCAAUCAUCUGAUUUAAAAUAACCGUACAUUUAAAAAAAAAAAAUCAGAAGGAAAAACAGAACUGAAUGCAUAGUUGUAGUGCUUUCAAAAUAGAAAAGGGUUGUUGUUUUUAUUAGGGACCAAUUACGCCCUACUAUGAUUAGACGGACCUUCAUUUGUUUACUUUUUGCCAUAUCAACACUAUUUAGUGAAAACAAUUGCAGGAAGAUAUCGUCAUAACGCCAUAAAGGGUUUUCA
This is a messenger RNA of Xyrauchen texanus (razorback sucker), 4528 nucleotides long. It is a transcript of the gene htatip2, whose product is annotated as HIV-1 Tat interactive protein 2. The record is from RefSeq and is a predicted model, not a curated record. Bases 76 to 894 code for a protein of 272 amino acids. The transcript is spliced from 6 exons. Lineage: Eukaryota; Metazoa; Chordata; Actinopteri; Cypriniformes; Catostomidae. Gene Ontology annotation, biological process: import into nucleus. Gene Ontology annotation, cellular component: cytoplasm.